Molecule: messenger RNA, 1443 nt
Organism: Acanthosepion pharaonis
Lineage: Eukaryota; Metazoa; Mollusca; Cephalopoda; Sepiida; Sepiidae
Source: the annotation of a GenBank genome assembly
AUGUUUUUAUUUUCAGUUAAUUAUUUAUGUAUUUUCGUUUUUUUCCUCCUUUGUCUACUUUUUUUUUUCCAAGCCGAUUCUUUGCUUCUUUGUGUUUUUCUUUGUUUUCUCCUUCUGACGCUUUCUGUUGCCUUUGUUUUCCUUAUUUGCCUUUGUUUUCCUUAUUUGUCUUUGUUUUCUUCUUUUUCCAUGAAUUCCUUUUUCCUUCUCUGCUUCUUUCCUUUGUCCUUACCUUCCUCUAUGUUCCGUUUGUAUUUUUUUUUCAUGUGUGUCUUUUCUUUUUGUUUGUUUUUUUAUUUUCUUCUUAUUUGUUUUUUCUUUUCUUCUUGUUUCUUUUUUCUUUUCCUCUUGCUUGUUUUUUGUGUCUCGUUUGUUUUUCGUAUCUUGUUUGUUUUUUUCUUCUUAUUUGUUUUUUCUUUUCUUCUUGCUUGUUUUUUUGUGUCUCGUUUGUUUUUUGUGUCUCGUUUGUUUUUUGUAUCUUGUUUGUUUUUUUCUUCUUGUUUGUUUUUUCUUUUCUUCUUGUUUGUUUUUUGUGUCUCGUUUGUUUUUCGUAUCUUGUUUGUUUUUUUCUUCUUUUUUCUUUUCUUUUUGCUUGUUUUUUUUUUCGUCUCGUUUGUUUUUCGUAUCUUGUUUGUUUUUUUCUUCUUAUUUGUUUUUUCUUUUCUUCUUGCUUGUUUUUUUGUGUCUCGUUUGUUUUUUGUAUCUUUUUUGUUUUUUUCUUCUUGUUUCUUUUUUCUUUUCUCUUGCUUGUUUUAUUGUGUCUCGUUUGUUUUUCAUAUCUUGUUUGAUUUUUCUUCUUGUUUGUUUUUCGUUUCUUGUUUGUAUUUUCUUUUCUUUUUGUUUUUUUUCCUUUCUUCUCGCUAUUUUUUUUCUUUCGUUAUUCUUUUUUUUUUGUUUUUCUCUGAUUUUUCCUUCUUCUGGGCUUUAUCUUUCUUCCUUCUUACUUUUCUUUUCUUCUGCUUUUUAAACGAAAUUCUUUUUCUAUCUUUAGUUAUCUCUUCCAUUUUUUAUAUAAUUUUAAACAUUCUCUUUCUUUUUCCUGUUUUGUCUCUUUCUCUCGCCAUAUUACUUCUAUGUUCGUUCUUUUUCCCACGAGCUUCGUUCAUCGUGUGUCCCCUCUUUCUUUCAUUCUUUUCACCUAUUUUCUUUUUAGUUUUCAAUUGUAUUAGUCUUUCUUUUCAACUAAUAAUUCCUCUUCUUUUUAAGUUUUCUUUCUUUUCCCUCUGUUUUUCUUUGAUUGGCAUCUUCAGUUUCCUUCCUAUCAAUCAUAUUUCUGUCACAAUAACACCACGAUUCUCUUUCAUUUUCUCAUUUACUAGCCUUUUCCUUCGCACUUCCGUCUUCACCUUCUUUUCACCUUAUAAAUUAACUUCUUUGUCCUUCAUUUCACCCCUGCCUGGCUUGCCCCCUCCCCCCACGCGCACCCAUCCGCCUACACACUGA